AUGAAUUCCUACACUUGUUUUCUCGCUUUCUUCUCUAUCUUGCUUGUCUCUGUAAGCUGCAAUAACAUUAUCCAAGAAGCUUGUAACAAGGCUCUAAAGAGUGAUUCCCAACCCAAAGUAACCUUCAACUUCUGUGUUGGGAGUCUAGAGAAGCAUCCCAACGGCGAAAUGGCCAGAAGCUAUGAAGAUUUGGCUCCUAUCACGCUUCACAUAAUGAAAUCAGCAGCCAGACAUGUAAGCUUCAUCAUUUCCAAGAUGAUGAAGACCAAAAAUGUGGACAUUCAUACAAAAGCCGGCUUGGAAGUUUGCGUUCAACUUUACUCGCUUGCGGACUCCGAUGUCCAGAGAAUUAAUGGGUACUUAAAGGCUAAAGAUUAUUUUUCGGCUAAGACUGGUGCUAGCGGACUGGUUACUAGUUCGGUCACUUGUGAAGAUGUGUUCAAUGAGGGCAAAAAGACAGUAUCGCCAAUUGCAAAGGAGAACAACGAUUUCUGUCGCCUGGCAAUAAUGCUUCUUACCUUCAUACCUGACGCCAAAUCCGAAAAAUAA
Gossypium arboreum is the source of this 549-nucleotide messenger RNA. Its product is annotated as putative invertase inhibitor. The coding region runs from base 1 to 549 and encodes 182 amino acids. Gene Ontology annotation, molecular function: enzyme inhibitor activity. The transcript has a single exon. The record is from RefSeq and is a predicted model, not a curated record. Lineage: Eukaryota; Viridiplantae; Streptophyta; Magnoliopsida; Malvales; Malvaceae.